This is a messenger RNA of Anoplopoma fimbria (sablefish), 1788 nucleotides long. RefSeq names its product sodium- and chloride-dependent GABA transporter 3-like. The record is from RefSeq and is a predicted model, not a curated record. Gene Ontology annotation, cellular component: membrane. Gene Ontology annotation, biological process: sodium ion transmembrane transport. NCBI's taxonomy places the organism in Eukaryota, Metazoa, Chordata, Actinopteri, Perciformes, Anoplopomatidae. Bases 1 to 1788 code for a protein of 595 amino acids. The transcript is spliced from 15 exons.
AUGCCCAUCUUGUACAUGCACAGUAAUCCUGAUCUUGAGAUGAACAGACAAAGCAGAAAAACAGAGAACCAGAAGAGGGCCGGAGAGAGAGGACAGUGGGCCAGUAAAACAGAAUAUUUGCUGGUUGUUGCAGGAAAUGUGGUUGGCCUGGGCAACGUGUGGAGAUUUCCUUACCUCUGCUACAAGAAUGGUGGAGGGGCCUUUCUGGUGCCAUAUGGUCUGUUAGCCGUCGUUUGUGGGAUACCUCUGUUCCUACUGGAGAGCUCAGUUGGUCAGUACACCCAGGAAGGAUUCGUCACCUGUUGGAGGAAGUUGUGUCCUCUGGCACAAGGGAUUGGAUUUGGAAUGCUCAUAAUCUCGUUCUGUGCCUUCACCUACAUUUUAAUUGAAGUUUGGGCUCUAUUCUACCUGGUGUUCUCAUUCAGAUCCCAGUUCCCCUGGGCAAACUGUGAGAACACCUGGAAUACAGCUAACUGUCUUGAUCUUCAUACUUUCAAUUCCUCUAAUGCGAGAGCAAAUCAGACCAACACCACCUCUGCUGCAACUGAGUUCUGGGAACGGCGGGUGCUGGGCAUGUCUGGAGGCAUUGAGGAGCUGGGCAGUGUGAGAUGGGAGCUGGCUUUGUGUCUUCUGGCCUGCUGGGUGUUCUGCUACUUCAGCAUCUGGAAAGGUGUCAAAUCUUCUGGAAAGGUAGCAUAUUUCACAGCCCCGUUCCCCUACGUAAUGCUCAUUAUUCUGCUCAUCAGAGGUUUUACUCUCCCUGGAGCAUGGGAAGGGAUCUACUACUACCUGUAUCCAGACCUGAGCCGCCUGGCUAACAUUGAGGUCUGGAUAGAGGCAGGAUCUCAAAUAUUCUUCUCCUACAGUCUGACUGCGGGGACUGUUAAUGUCCUGGGCAGCUAUAAUGACUACAACAACAACUGUUAUAAGGACUGCUUCUGGCUCUGUCUACUGAACAGUGGGACCAGUUUUGUUGCUGGAUUUGUCGUCUUCUCUGUACUUGGAUUCAUGGCUCAGAAACAAGGUGUUACUGUCGACACUGUGGUCGAUUCAGGUCCAGGUUUGGCCUUCAUUGCUUACCCUCAGGCAACAGCUAUGAUGCCUUUCCCACAGUUCUGGACUGUCUGUUUCUUCCUGAUGCUUAUUCUGCUGACUGUUGACACACAUUUUGUGAUUGUGGAGAGUGUUAUCACCACGGUGACCGAUUUGUUUCCCAAGUUGUUUCCUGCACUACUGAGACACGAGAUCUUUGUUCUCUUCAUCUGUGCAUCCAGCUUCCUAGGACAUCUAACCUUGGUUACAGAGGGAGGAGUUUACGUAUUCCAACUCAUUGACUUCUAUGGCUCUACCAGAGUGUGCCAGAAUGUUAUGGCUAUUUGUGAAUGUGUGGCUGUGGGCUGGAUUUUUGGUGCUGACCGCCUUAAUAACAUCAUUGAGGACAUGACAGGACAGAGACCCUGUGUAUUCUUCAAACUAUGCUGGAAAUACGUCAUUCCUCUGCUGUCACUGAUUUCUUUAAUCCUGUACCUGGUUGAUUACAAACACCUCAGGAUUAAUGACUGGUACGUUUACCCUGACUGGGCUUAUGCACUGGGAUGGACCAUGACACUCUCCUCUGUCCUCAUGGUGCCACUGUGGGCAGCUGGACAGAUGUGUAUGACAGCAGGAACCUUCAGACAGCGUUGGUCUGUCCUUUGUCGACCUGCUGAAGAUCCAGCCUGGCAGAGGAGAGAUGAGCGAGACGAGGGAACGAGUGUCGAACUGAGGACGUCUGCAGUGACAACUUAG